AUGGGCUGUUGGAGUUCAUUGUUCUCAACAUUGGCAAGGAGAAGGAGAAGAGUUGGCAAGAUUUGGUCCACUUUGGUUCCAAAUGGUAAGUUUAAAUUUUGGCUGAGUUAUGAUCUCAGCAUUAGCAGUAGACCAUCACCUCGUUUACCUCAGUUGGAAGAGGUUUUAGUUUUAGGCCUGAGUUGCAUUUCUUGCAGUUGUUUGGCGUGA
Molecule: messenger RNA, 210 nt
Organism: Oldenlandia corymbosa var. corymbosa
Lineage: Eukaryota; Viridiplantae; Streptophyta; Magnoliopsida; Gentianales; Rubiaceae
Source: the annotation of a GenBank genome assembly